AUGAAGGUCCAGAUUGUGAGCAGGAAGUUUAUAAAACCAAGCAUACCAACUCCCGAAAAUCUCCGUACCUACAAGUUAUCGUGCAUGGACGAGCUUAAUACAACGAUGAACGUGGUUGGAAUUCUCUACUAUCCUUCGAUCGACAAUAACAUUGUACAUAUAAACAACUUGGAAAAAUCAUUGGCGCAAAUCUUGCCACAAUUUUAUCCUUUUGCUGGUAGAUACAACAAGGUGAAUCACUCCGUUGAUUGUAGCGACCAGGGUGCUGAGUACGUAGAAGCUCAGGUACUCGACUGCGAUCUAAAUGAAAUUAUUGGGUCUGGAGUCGAACCUGUGGAGCUAAACAAUCUCCUCCCACUGGAAAUUGGUGAAGCUGAUGAAAUCACUAACCCAAUUUUAUCAGUUCAAGUAACCAAAUUUAAAUGUGGUGGGAUGGCCAUUGGUAUAUGCAUUUCACAUAGGAUUAUUGAUGCAUGUUCAUUUGGCACAUUCAUAUCUGCAUGGGCCAAGGCCAACCUAGGAGACAAAACCGAACCAAUUCGUCCAAAAUUUAAUUCCCAAUUCUAUUUUCCAGCUGAAAAUUCAGUUUUUGGAACCACAAGGAGUACUAAGGACACUAGCACUGUGACCAAAAGGAUUUUAUUUGACAGAAAGGCAAUAGAAACUCUAAGAGACAGAGUAAGCGACAACGACUGUCCCCCAUCGAGAGUGGUUGUUGUUUCUUCAUUCUUAGCAGAGGCUUUUUUACGCUCUGAUCGCGCAAAACAUGGGAAAUCGCGAGAUUGUGUCAUAAUGCAGGAGGUUAACAUUCGAGAAAGAACAGUUCCACCUCUAUCAAAGUAUACUUGUGGAAAUUUAGUGUUACUGACAACGGUAGAAUGCAAUGCAGAAGAAAGCAAGAGCAUAGACUUUGAAAGCUUCAUUCCUCUACUCAGUAACAAUGCCAAGAAAGCUGUUUCUGACUGUGCCAAUAUAUUAUCCAAUUCUAAGAAUGGACACACCAUACUCGUAGAUUAUUUCUUGGGUGCAAUUGAAAAAAUAAACGAGAGUGGCAAAAACAGUCUACGCUUUACUGAUUGGUCUAAGUUUAAAUUCUAUGAUGCUGAUUUUGGUUUUGGAAAACCCAUUUGGACAAGUGUUGCAAACAUUCCGAUAAUGAACCUUGUCAUGCUUAUGAAUACCAAAGAAAAUGACGGAAUUGAAGCAUGGGUGCAUUUGCAUGAGGAAGAUAUGACUUAUUUCGAACAAGACGAGGAAAUCAAGAAGUUAACCACUUAG
Molecule: messenger RNA, 1278 nt
Organism: Fraxinus pennsylvanica
Lineage: Eukaryota; Viridiplantae; Streptophyta; Magnoliopsida; Lamiales; Oleaceae
Source: the annotation of a GenBank genome assembly